AUGCAAAGCUCAUACUUUUCACUGAAACCGAACAUUUCAUCCAUUAGUAUGGAAAGUACACGUACCAGGGAGCCUAUUUCUAAUACUAUUACAUUGUCAUCAGAUAAUAAUUCAUCUUCCCAAAAUAGAAAUAAUACUUCGCAGACGAAUUCCAUUCACGAUUUGAGUAAUAACACCAAUAAUUAUAAUACACCUACUACUGGCAUUUCAACUACUCAACAAAUUCUCAUUGAUGAAGGCACAAUUGACUGUUUGAGUUUACCUUCGAAGGCUCCUUCUCUAUUAUCUUCAUGUCCAAAAAGUUUCAAGAAUUUGAAUGUUUACAAUGAUAACAAAAGUCUUCAAAAAAUGGAUGAAGACCAAGAUGACGAGGAGGACGAAGUUGACCAAUUGAGAAUAGAUGAGGGUACUGAAGCUAUAACUCCAACCAUAAUAACCAAUAAGAAUAGUCUAAUGUCAAACAAUGAAACAAAAAUGUUGAGCAAUCACAAUUCGAAUCAUUCCUCCUCAAUAUUGGACACUCUUAUCAAUUCUACUAAUGGUCCAAGUUGUAGUAUGUCGAGUACUAUUACAACCUCAGCUAUCACUAAUGGUCCAGCUGCUAUUGCUGCAACUUCCUCUCCAUCAUCCAUUUUGAUGAUGAAUAACAAUAACUUUGCACACAACUUUCCAUUCCUUUCUUCAACGAUUGCAAACUCACCAAGUAAGGGUGGAUUCCUUGAUAGAUUAUUUACCUUUUCUCCAAAUGCAGCAAGUAGUGGUGUAAUGAGUCAUUUGGUAACUCCUCUCAAAACACCAAAUACUUCCUAUCAGGAUAGAGUGAGCUUAUUUACCAGCUCUCCGCAAAAGAUUGAACUCCUUUCAUCACCCAAUGAUAGUACUCACUCCAAUGCAUUCAGUUCCAAUCUCACUAACAGUCUAUUGUCUAAUGAUGAGAGUCCAAAUUUCUCAAAUCUUUGGCUUAACCAACAACAGCAACAACUCAAACAAACUUCCAAUAAUGGUGCAUCAAAUCUCCUAGGAAACAACAGUAAUAAUACUGCUAACGUAAUAUUGACAACCUUCCAAUGUAUUCAGAAACAUACUAUCAAUCAGAAAGAAUUGAGAAGAGCUCAAGAAAAGACCAAGAAUAAUCUCAAACACUUUCUCAAUGAUUCAACUCUGAUUAAUACUAAUGGUAAAAUUGUUUCGCCACUGACAGCAGCAGCAACUCAUCAAACUAAUGCAACUCUAACAACACCAACCAAUUCAACAAUUUCUCCAACUACCACAAAUUCUUCAAAACAAAUGAUGGCUACAAUUAUUCCGAUAGGAAAAAGAAGGGUUGAUAUUACACCGAGAAAUUAUACAAUUGCGGAUGAUAAACCAAUUCAUUAUUUGGAUCAAUAUUUUGUAAAUGCUACUUUGAAUGAUGAUGAGGAACCUCUUACUUUAUUUAUUGAUUCUCAUGAACCUCUUCUUAUACAAUUUUGCUGUUCAUCCAAGUCUAAAUCAAAUGGUUGUUUUGAAUCACUAACUUGUUCUGCUGUUGAAUGCGAAAAGUGUCCAGAAACUAAAAGACAUUUUACUUAUUACAAGUCUAUCAAUGAGACAAUAAUGAAAAAAUCCUUUGAAGUUAAGAAGGUUACUGUCGAUAGAAAUAAGCCAAAUAUUCCAGUUAAAAAGUUGUCUAUUGGAUCUUUGGAAAGGACUUAUCCAACAGUUGCUACUCAACCAUAUUAUACAAUUGAGAUUGCAUAUGCUGACAGUGAUAUUUGGCAGGGAUUGGAUGGAAUUAUUGGAUUAGGAUAUGGUAUUUUCAAUGUAACUUUCAAAAGUUUGGUUGAAAAGGAUGAUCCAACAUACAAGCAAAUGGCUCUUCACCUCAAAUUUGAUAAUGAAACUUAUUCUGAAAAUGGAGGUGCAAUUUAUAUUGGGAAAAAAACUAUUGAAGAUGAGCUUUUGAAAAGUGAUUUAGUUGAUCCUAAUCAUCGUAAGAUAUACUGGGGAGAAAGACAAUAUAGAAUUAAUGAAAAUGCUUGGAAAUAUGCCAAAGAAUCGGAAUCAAACACAUAUAUCUAUACUUAUGAUCACAGGCUGCCAGUUUAUCAUUUAUCUAUGGAAUGUUCUAGCUCAUUUUUGAGUAGCAACAGAUCGAUGAACGGUAUUGACUUAAUUUCUGGUUAUAGCAGUAGUUGGAAAAUCACAUUUUCAACCAGAAUUGAUGGAAUUGCACUCCCUGGUCCUUUUUAUGAAGCUGUAAUGAGUUGGUUAUUGAAAUAUAACUUGGUUUCAGGAAUUAAUGGAGUUUUGACAGAGGAACAGAUUAAUUCUUUACCAGCUUUAUCAUUUGUUUUGGGAGAUGGAGAUGAUAAGAAUUAUGAAAAAUUUGUCAUUCCAUUAUCUAUCCUCUAUGGACCAAAUGGAUUAAGCUUGUACAAAAGAGACGAAGGUUUUUAUGUUUAUGAUGGAGAUUUAGUUACUUUUGAUCCUUCUAUUGAAAUUGGUACAUUGGUUUGGUCAAAAUUAUUCAUUCCUGUUCUUGACAUGUCCAAAUAUAAGGUCGGUUUAAUCAAAAGAGCUGGAGUUGAAUACAAUAAUUUCAAUCCUGAUUUCUGUAAAGGAUUGAGUAUUGCUUCAACUUGCAAAGGAGCUCAAUCAUACUAUGUACCAACUAACCAAUGUAUUGAUCCAUCUUGCUCAAGCUACUUCUUCCAAUAUGUAAAUCCAAACACUAAGACUUGUGAUCUCAGUAUUGGAUUUUACUUUGCCAUCUUUGUGAUUGUGGCAGCUUGUGUUGUUGCUGAAUUUGUAGUAUUUGAAUUCCAUUUAAGAAUGGGUAAAAAAUUACAACAAGCAUCAAGAAGCAAUCCAUCCAGACUCCCAAUACCACCCCGUCAAUAAUUUGUAAUUUAUUUAAAAUAUUAAAAAAUCAAUUCGUAAAGUAAGC
Naegleria gruberi is the source of this 2929-nucleotide messenger RNA. RefSeq lists its product as uncharacterized. Bases 1 to 2883 code for a protein of 960 amino acids. NCBI's taxonomy places the organism in Eukaryota, Heterolobosea, Eutetramitea, Acrasida, Naegleriidae. The record is from RefSeq and is a predicted model, not a curated record. The transcript has 4 exons.